Aspergillus ibericus CBS 121593 is the source of this 1938-nucleotide messenger RNA. It is a transcript of the gene gel2, whose product is annotated as 1,3-beta-glucanosyltransferase gel2. Gene Ontology annotation, biological process: fungal-type cell wall (1->3)-beta-D-glucan biosynthetic process. The transcript has 5 exons. Gene Ontology annotation, cellular component: cytoplasm; fungal-type cell wall. NCBI's taxonomy places the organism in Eukaryota, Fungi, Ascomycota, Eurotiomycetes, Eurotiales, Aspergillaceae. The record is from RefSeq and is a predicted model, not a curated record. Bases 187 to 1671 code for a protein of 494 amino acids. Gene Ontology annotation, molecular function: 1,3-beta-glucanosyltransferase activity.
GUUCAGCAUCCCCCCCCCGCGCUUUCCUUCGUUCAUUGCCUUGCUUUUGAGGGUUUUCAUCCUCCGUCAUUCCUUUAGCCCAAAUCAAUCUCCCUCGGAUCUUCCUGUGGAAGACUCCAUCCUCUCGCUUCAUAUACUAGACAGUUCAUUGCAGCGCCGACAGCGGUCGUUCGCCCCCCAUUCACGAUGGUUCCCACUAAAGCUCAACUGUUCGCCGCGGCGUGCGCCUUUGCGACCACCGCCAGUGCCGUGACCCCCAUUGAGGUCAAGGGCUCGGAUUUUGUCAACAGCAAGACUGGAGACCGCUUCCAGAUCCUCGGUGUCGACUACCAGCCCGGUGGCUCCUCCGGCUUCAGUUCCACUGAAGAUCCCUUGGGCGACGCUGAUGCCUGCUUGCGGGAUGCUGCCCUCAUGCAGAGCCUGGGUGUCAACACCAUCCGUGUGUACAACCUGUCUCCCGAUGUUGACCACAGCAAGUGUGCCUCCAUCUUCAACGGUGCCGGUAUCUACAUGAUCCUUGAUGUGAAUUCGCCUCUCUCGGGCGGCUCGCUCGACCGCACCGACCCGGAGAGCACCUACAACUCCGUCUACUUCGAGCAGGUCUUCGGUGUCAUCGAGUCCUUCAAGAACUUCCCCAACACUCUGGGUUUCUUCGCCGGUAACGAGGUGAUCAACGAGCAGAGUGUCUACGAGGCUCCUGCCUACGUUCGUGCCGUCGUGCGUGACAUGAAGGAUUACAUCUCCGCCAACGCGAACCGGACCAUUCCCGUGGGUUACUCCGCCGCUGAUGUGCGCCCCAUCCUGCUCGAUACCCUGGACUACUUCAUGUGCAACCUGGAGAACUCGACCAGCUCUCGCUCCGACUUCUUCGGCCUCAACUCGUACUCGUGGUGUGGCGAUUCUACCUACAAGGAGUCCGGAUAUGACGUCCUGACCGAGGACUUCGCGAACGCCUCCCUGCCCGUUUUCUUCUCCGAGUAUGGUUGCAACGCCGUCACGCCCCGUACCUUCACUGAGGUGCAGGCCCUCUACGGCGACGAGAUGGACCAGGUCUUCUCCGGUGGUCUGGUCUACGAGUGGACCCAGGAAGCCAAUGACUACGGUCUCGUUGCCAUCAACAGCAGCGACACUGCCACUCUGCUCAUCGACUACGCGUACCUCGAGAAGCAGUUCGCUAAGCUGGAUAUGAGCAGCAUCGAGUCCUCCAACUCGACCCAGACCUCCCAGGAGCCCGUGACCUGCAGCGCCUCCCUGAUCACCAACUCGACCUUCUUGAACUCCUGGGACCUGCCCACCCGCCCCUCCAAGGUUGCGGACUGGAUCAAGAGCGGCUACACCAAUGUCACCGCCGGCACGCUCGUCUCCGUCUCGUCCACCUCCAUCCCCCAGACCAUCUACGACUACAACGGCAACAAGGUCUCGAGCGUCAAGUACACUGUUCUGUCCAGCGACGAGUCCAACACUCCCAACAACUCGACUUCGCUCACGAGCAGCCCCUCGAGCUCCAACUCCACCUCCAGCUCCUCUUCUGCUUCCGGCUCGGCCUCCGCGUCGACGUCUACGUCUAGCUCCGCGGCCAGCUCGAUCAGCGGUGCCGCCGGUGGUCAUCUGUCUGCCUCCUUCAUGGGGCUGCUGACGGGCGCCACUUUGUUCGCCGUCUUCCUGCUGUAAUUUUACUCGUCUUAGACAUGCUUGUGCGCUUUACAUUCUGAACUCCCUCUUGUUGAUUGAUUUUAUCCCAUUCUGUUCCCGGCGAGCUUGUUCUCACCCAUCAUGACCAUGACCGUUGUUCCAAGAUGCUUGUCCCACAUGUAUAGAGUGAGGUCCCCGAAUAGAGCCAAGUGGUAGUGGGCAGUUUGACUCGGGAUAUGAUUUCGAUGACGUCUUAUUAUAAUAUACCUGCUGUAUAUAUAUCGGUUUGCUAAUGAAUCUUGCGUA